Striga hermonthica is the source of this 1383-nucleotide messenger RNA. The record is from the annotation of a GenBank genome assembly. NCBI's taxonomy places the organism in Eukaryota, Viridiplantae, Streptophyta, Magnoliopsida, Lamiales, Orobanchaceae.
AUGGCCUGCGUCGCCGUGAAAUCCUUCGUCGGCCUCCGUCAGUCCGCGCCGGGAAAAACCGUAUCCCGGUCUGCAUCCGCCGCUCCUCGCCGGAGAUUCCGCGUGGUCGCCUCGAAAUCCAGCCCGAGGGUCACCGGCCGGAACCUCCGCGUCGCCGUGGUGGGAGGCGGACCCGCCGGCGGCGCCGCCGCGGAGGCUCUAGCCAAGGGCGGCGUGGAGACGUUCCUGAUCGAGCGCAAGAUGGACAACUGCAAGCCCUGCGGCGGCGCCAUCCCCCUCUGCAUGGUCGGCGAGUUCGAUCUCCCACUGGACAUCAUCGACCGGCGGGUCACCAAGAUGAAGAUGAUCUCGCCGUCCAACGUCGCCGUCGACAUAGGCCGUACCCUCAAGCCCCACGAGUACAUCGGCAUGGUCCGCCGCGAGGUCCUCGACGCUUACCUCCGCGACCGCGCCGGCGCAGCCGGCGCCGCCGUCAUCAACGGCCUCUUCCUCAAGAUGGACCUCCCCUCGUCCAAGACCGCGCCGUACGUCCUCCACUACACCGACUACAACGACAAGUCCGGCGGCGCCGGCGAACGGAAAACCCUAGAAGUCGACGCCGUCAUCGGUGCCGACGGCGCCAACUCCCGCGUCGCCAAAUCCAUCGGCGCCGGCGACUACGAGUACGCCAUCGCCUUCCAGGAGCGGAUCCGCAUCCCCGACGAAAAGAUGAAGUACUAUGAGGACCUUGCUGAGAUGUACGUCGGCGACGACGUCUCGCCGGAUUUCUACGGUUGGGUCUUCCCCAAGUGCGACCACGUGGCCGUCGGCACCGGCACCGUCACUCACAAGGGCGACAUAAAAAAACUCCAGGUCGCGACCCGGCUCCGCGCCCGGGACAAGAUCGACGGCGGCCGAAUCAUCCGGGUCGAGGCCCACCCCAUUCCGGAGCACCCUCGGCCCAGACGGGUCCUCGAUCGGGUGGCCCUCGUUGGGGACGCCGCCGGGUACGUCACCAAGUGCUCCGGUGAGGGGAUAUACUUUGCCGCCAAAAGCGGGCGGAUGUGUGCAGAGGCCAUUGUAGCCGGGUCGGAAAACGGGAAGAGGAUGGUGGACGAGGGGGAUCUGAGGGUAUAUCUGGAAAAAUGGGACAAAACUUAUUGGCCGACGUAUAAGGUUCUGGACAUACUGCAGAAGGUGUUCUACAGGUCGAAUCCGGCGAGGGAGGCGUUUGUGGAGAUGUGUGCCGACGAGUACGUGCAGAAGAUGACGUUUGAUAGUUAUUUGUACAAACGGGUCGUGCCCGGUAACCCGAUGGAUGAUUUGAAGCUGGCCGUGAAUACGAUCGGGAGCCUGGUGAGGGCUAAUGCGCUGAGGAAGGAGAUGGAGAAGCUAAGUGUAUGA